GCGGAGGGCGGAGAGCGGAGAGCGGAGGGAGGGAGCUGCUGAGAAGAGAUUGUUUGGGAGCGUCACAGCGGGGCCUGCUGGCCUUUUCGGCUUUUGGCUCUGCGAGAAGCGGCUCGGCCCGGCCAUGAGCUGCCGGGGGGCGCUGCCAAGCGAGCGGGGAGCUCGGCAGAGGAAGAGGAGACGAAUUGGCAUAGAGGAGGAUGUCCACAUCCCACAAACAAAACGCAGUAGCCAAAAUGCUGUUUUUCAUGACUCCUGGGAUACAGAGUCCUCCAGCAGUGAGAGCGGGAGCACCAGUAGUUGCAGCAGUAGCAGCAUCAGCAGCCCUGACAGAGCUAGUGGGCCGGAAAGCAGCCUACACCACAUAAUGCCAGGAUCAAGUCCUGUGACCCCUCCUCAGUCUUUCCAUGAGCAGUCUGCACUAUGCCAAGGUCCUUACUUCCACAUCAACCAGAUCCUGAAGGAGGCACACUUCCAUAGCUUACAGAGCAGGGGCCGUCCUCCCACAUGAUGAGCCUAGCAGUUCCCUGCCUUCUGUGAAGGGGGACAGCACUGUGUGAUGGGGAUAUUUCAACUUAAAAGUUUGUUAAAAUUGCACAAAAUGCCUGUUGCCUUUUCAGUCUGUAUUUGGAAUAACAGGUUAACAGGCAAUUGUUUACUUGUGGUUU
Zootoca vivipara (common lizard) is the source of this 668-nucleotide messenger RNA. RefSeq names its product VCP nuclear cofactor family member 1 (gene VCF1). NCBI's taxonomy places the organism in Eukaryota, Metazoa, Chordata, Lepidosauria, Squamata, Lacertidae. The record is from RefSeq and is a predicted model, not a curated record.